Messenger RNA from Acinonyx jubatus (cheetah), 8441 nucleotides. RefSeq names its product DnaJ heat shock protein family (Hsp40) member B13 (gene DNAJB13). Gene Ontology annotation, molecular function: protein-folding chaperone binding. The coding region runs from base 4379 to 5329 and encodes 316 amino acids. The record is from RefSeq and is a predicted model, not a curated record. The transcript has 8 exons. NCBI's taxonomy places the organism in Eukaryota, Metazoa, Chordata, Mammalia, Carnivora, Felidae. Gene Ontology annotation, cellular component: cytosol.
ACAAAUCUGUUUAAAGGGCCGCCUGGGUGGCUCAGCUGGUUAAGUGUCCGACUUCAGCUCAAGUCAUGAUCUCAUGGUUCAUGAGUUUGAGCCCCGCAUCAGGCUCUGUGCUGACAGCUCAGAACCUGGAGCCUGCUUCCCAUUCUGUGUCUCCCUCUCUCUCUGCCCCUCCCCUGCUCAUACUUUGUUUCUCUUUCUCUCUCUCUCAAAAAUAAAUAAAACAUGUUAAAAAAAAAAAAAAGGAAUAUUCUUUGUUGAAGGAAUGUUGCCCCUGUGUGCCCCUCUCUGUUUAGUAUUCUCUUGCUUUUAUUUAUUAUUUUACUUACUCACUACUAUGCAUGUACUUGUUAAUAUUUAACUAGCUCACCAGAAGGAAAAAAUAGCCCUGAUAGCAUUUGCCAGUUUGUUCCAAGCGGUUACAACCAGCUCCAGCACAGCAAUCACUACAUGUAUUCCUAACAACAUAUUUAUCUUUUCAUGUUUUUGAACAUUAUAUAAGUGGCAUCAUUUAUGCAAAUGGUAUGUAUUUGUGUGUGUGUGGCUUAUUUGCACAAAGACUGUAUAGUAUUCACUGUUAAUGCUGAACAUUUGGGUAUGCGCAUCAACUUUGCAAGGGAAUGUCACAGUUUUCUGAUGUGGUUAUUCUAAUUUACACUGACAAAAUAGCAGUGUCUGAGAGUUCCUUUUUGUUUUACGUACUCACCAAUUCUUGAUGUCAAGUUUUUAUUUUAUUUCAAUUUUCUUUUAAAUUUCUUCUUUUUUUAACUUUUUUAAUGUUUAUUUAAACAUUAAAACUUGUGAACCGUGAACCUUGAGAUCAUGACCUGAGCCAAAGUCUGAUACUUAACCAACUGAGCCACCCAGGCGCCCCUCAAUUUUUUUUUAAGGUGUGUGUGUGUGUGUGUGUGUGUGUGUGUGUGUAUUUUUAUUUCAUUUCAUUUCAUUUCAUUUCAUUUCAUUUCAUUUCAUUUCAUUUCAUUUCAUUUCAUUUCAUUUCAUUUCAUUUCGACUCUGCCCAACAUGGGGCUUGCACUCACAACCCUGAGAUCAAGAGUCACAUGCUCUACCCACUGAGCCAGCCAGGCACCACUGAGGUCAAGUUUUUAAAUGUUUGCCAGUAUAGAUGUGAAAUAGCAUCUCAUUGUGAACUUUAAUUUGCAUUUUUUGUUUGACCAUCUUGUUAUAAAUGCCUAUUUAUGCCUUUUGCCCAUUUUUCUAUUGGGACUUUUUGUGUGUGUGACUUUUCAGGUUUUCUUUUAUGUUUCUUUGUUUAAAAUAUAAAAUACAGGGGCAUCUGGGUUGCUUAGUUGGUUAAGCUUCUGACUUUGGCUCAGGUUGUGAUCUCACAGUUCAUGAGUUCUAGCCCUGCAUCCAGCUCUCUGCUGUCAGCACAGAGCCCUCUUCAGAUUCUCUGUCUCCCUCUCCCCCUGCCCCUCUGCCCCCCUCUCUCAAAAAUAAAUAAACAUUUUUUUUAAAAUUGAAAAUAAAAGAAAAUAUAAAGUACAAAUCCCUUUCACUUUGGAGCUUGUCUUUUUACCAUUUUUCUUAGUGGGGUAGAACCUAGCAAUCUUUUCCUUUUUGGUUAUGCUUUUUGUGUCUAGUUUAAGAAAUAUUCUCUGUACGGGUCAUAAAGAUCUUCACCUAUACUUUCUUCUAAGAGUUCAUUUCACUCUUAAAUCUUUAAUCCACCUUUUUUUUUUUUUUUUUUUGGUAUAUGGUAUAAGGUAGUAUCAUUUUUUUCCUUUUAGAUAUCCUACUGUCCCAUAACCACUUAUUUAACAGUCCUUUUGUUUUCUGCACCAAUCUGUAUUGAUUGCUGUGUUAUGUAUAAAGUUUUCAUAUAUGCAUGGGUUUGUAGCUGGACGAUUGUUCCAGUGGUCUUUCCCUAGGCCAGUGACACACUAUAUCCCUUCCUUUUUUCCUCCUCUAGAGCAGAAUUCCCCAAUCUUUAAGGGCAGACUGUGAAAUGACUUCCUUCCAAGGAGUACAAUCCAGAAAGGAGCAAACAAAAGUAACUUUACAGUGGAGAGAAACCUGAUAUAUACUACCUUAGCAGAUGAAGGUCAGCAUGACCAGUGAUGUCAUGUUGAUAGUAGGUACCUUUGAUAUGAUGGGAUGAGAAUGGCACUUCACUUCUGUGGUCUUCCUUUCAGAAGCCCCCAGCCUCAGUCUAAUCAUAAGAAAAAUAUCAAAUCAGGGCACCCAGGUGGCUUAGUUAGUUAAGCAUACAACUCUUGGUUUCAGCUCAGGUCAUGAUCUAAUGGUUUGUGGGUUUGAGCCCUGCAUCGGGCUCCACGCUGACAGUGUGGAGCCUGCUUGGGAUUCUCUCUCUCUCCCUUUCUCUCUGCCCCUCCCCCACUUGCACUGUCUCUCUCUUUCCCUCUCUCUCAAAAUAAAUAAACUUAAAAAAAGAAAAAAAAAAGAAAAACAUCAAACAAAUCCCAUUAAGAGACUUUGUACAAAAUACCUGAGCAGUACUGCUUAAACUAUCAAAGUCAUCAAAAUACAAGAAAAGUUUGAGAAACAGUUUUAGCCAGGAGGAGCCUAAGGAAACAUGACAACUAAAUGUAACGUGGUAUCCUGGGUGGGAUCCUGGAACAGAAAAAAGACAUAAGGUUGAAAACUAGGAAAUGUGAAUAAAGUAUGGACUUUCAUUAUAAACAUUGUAACCAAAAGAAACAACAAAACUAAAAGGCAACCUACUAAAUGGGAGAAGAUAUUUUCAAAUGACGUAUUUGAUAAAGGGACAGUAUCUGAAAUAUAUAAAGGAUGAUACAAGUCAACACCCCCCCCCCAAAUAAUCCAAUUAAAAUUGGGCAGAAGACAUGGACAUUUCUCCAAAGAAGACAUUCAGAUGGCCAACAGACACAUGAAGAGAUGGUUCAGUGUCAUUUAUCAUCAGGGAAAUGCAAAUCAAAACUACAAUGAGAUAUCACCUUAUAUCUGUCAGGAUAACUAAAAUAAAAAACACAAGAAAUAAGUAUUGGCCAGGAUGUGUAGGAAAAGGAACCCUUUUGCUCUGUGGUGGGAGUGCAAACUGGUGCAGCCACUGUGGAAAACAGUUUGGAGGUUGCUCAAAAAGUUAAAAAUACAACUCCCUUACAAUCCCAAUAACUGCACUACUGGGUAUCUAUCAAAAAUAUACAAAAACACUAAUUCAAAAGUAUACAUGCACCCCUAUGUUUAUAGCAACUUUAUUUACAAUAGGCAAAUUAUGGAAGCAGCCCAAGUGCCCAUUGUAAAUAAAUGGAUAAAGAAGAGAUGGCAUAUAUAUACAAUGGAAUAUUAUUCAGCCAUAAAAAGAACAAAAUCUUGUCAUUUGCAACAACAUGGAUGGAACUAGAGCAUAUAAUGCUAAGCAAAAUAAGUCAAAGACAAAUACUGUAUGAUUUCACUCGUGUGGAAUUUAAGAAACAAAUGAACAAAGGAAAAAGAGCGACAAACCAAGAAAGAGACUUUUUUUUUUAAUAUUUUUUUAUUAAAAAAAAUUUUUUUAAUGUUUAUUUUUGAGAUAGAGCCGGCAGGAGGCAGAGACAGAAGAGAUCACAGAAUCCAAAACAGGCUCCAAGUUGUCAUGUCAGCACAGAGCCCAAUGCAGUGCUUGAACCCACAAACCAGGAGAUCAUGAUCUGAGCCGAAGUCAGACACUUAACCAACUGAGCCACCCAGGCUCCAUAACAGACUCUUAACUAUAGAGAAGAAACUGAUUGUUAUCCGAGGUGAGGUGGUAGGUAGAUGGGUGAAAUAGGUAAGGGGACUAAGUAGUGUACUUGUGAUGAGCACUGGGGGAUGUAUGGAAUCGAUGAAUCACUGUAUUGUACACCUGAAACUAGUAUAACAUUGUAUGUUAACUAUACCAUAAUUAAAAAUUUAAUAAUAGAUAAAUAAAAUGUCACCAAAUUGAACAUUAAAAAAAAACAAACCCUGAUGUAUUAUUAUUUAUGGUAAACAUACCAUACUCAUGUAAGCUAUUAAUAAUACAGGAAAUUGGAAUUGGGUAUGGGUAUAUGGGAAUUCCAUACUGUCUUCCCAACUUUUUUGAUAAUCUAAAACUAUUCUAAAAUUUAAAAUUUAUUUUUUAAAAAUCAGCAAAUGCAUUUGUUCUGAAAACUUUUAAUUGAAACUAAUUGCUACUUUCUUAAAAACUCUUGAGUUGAGAGUUUCUGAGUUGAAUGACCUUUGUCAGGGUCACAGGAUCAACCGUUUUCCAGUUCUUCGAUUGGCUGUUCUGUGAGGCAGAGGUGAUGUCUGCUUGGGCAGGAAGGAAUACAACUCCCAGAGUGCCCCUGUGCGGUUGUUAGGAGCAACCAAAGAAUGCAGACUAACAGCCCUGCUGGAGUCAGGAUUAAACAAGGACUGACUGCCUUGCAAGCCAGCCAUGGGUCAGGAUUAUUACUCUGUGCUUCAGAUCACUCGCAAUUCAGAGGAUGCCCAGAUCAAGAAGGCGUACCGGAAACUGGCCCUUAAGAACCACCCGCUGAAGUCCAGUGAGCCAUCCUCAGCGGAGACAUUCAGGCAAAUAGCAGAGGCCUAUGAUGUGCUGAGCGACCCUGUGAAGAGAGGCAUCUAUGACAAGUUUGGAGAGGAGGGCCUAAAGGGCGGGAUUCCUCUGGAGUUUGGAUCCCAGACCCCAUGGACCACUGGUUACGUCUUCCACGGCAACCCUGAUAAGGUUUUCCAUGAGUUCUUCGGAGGAGACAACCCCUUUGGUGAGUUUUUUGAUGUAGAAGGAAGUGAGGCAGAUUUGAACUUUGGGGGUCUCCGAGGCCGAGGGGUCAAGAAACAAGACCCCCCAAUCGAACGAGACCUCUACCUAUCUCUGGAGGACUUAUUCUUUGGCUGCACCAAGAAAAUUAAGAUCUCCCGAAGGGUGCUGAACGAGGAUGGGUACUCCUCUACCAUCAAGGACAAGAUUCUCACAAUUGAUGUGAAACCUGGUUGGAGGCAGGGCACACGGAUCACCUUUGAGAAGGAAGGGGACCAGGGCCCCAACAUUAUCCCAGCCGACAUCAUCUUCAUUGUAAAGGAGAAGCUACACCCUCGCUUCCGCAGGGAGAACGACAACCUCCUUUUUGUGAAUCCCAUUCCCUUGGGCAAGGCUCUGACCUGCUGCACCGUGGAGGUGAAGACCUUGGAUGAUCGUCUGCUCAACAUCCCCAUCAAUGACAUUAUCCAUCCCAAGUACUUCAAGAAGGUGCCAGGUGAGGGGAUGCCACUGCCUGAGGACCCCACUAAGAAAGGGGAUCUCUUCAUCUUCUUCGACAUCCAGUUCCCCACCCGCCUCACACCCCAAAAGAAACAGAUGCUGCGCCAGGCAUUGCUGACAUAACUCUGGUGAGCUGAGGGCUGGAGCAGAGGAGGGGAGGAGAAGGCCAGCUGGGCCUUAUCCCAUUCCUGUCCCAGGAUGUGCAGGUGAGCCAGCCCACUGCACAGAUGUGACAUGAGGAUGGGACAGCCUGGGGUUUUUAAAGUGACACAAUAAAGAUUUCCUAUCUUCCAACUGUACCCAGGAGACUGUGUUGGAGGGAGAGGAGCCUCAUAUAUUGCUUCUUGUGGAAAAGGGGGAGGGGCAUGGCCCAGAAAGCCUAGAACCUGGGUUCCUGUCCAGAUUUUGUAAGUGUGGCCAGGUCCCUGAAGGUUCGGAGCCUGUGUGCUCCCCUUGAUAGAGUGGGGCAGACCUGAGUGACCUCUGUGGGUCCCCACCCUGCUCUGAUUUCUCAUGACACAAAGUCUUUAGCAGGGGCAGUCUCUAGAAUGUGAUAUGGUCAUAGUGUAGAUAGGAAGCACAGAGAAGAAAACACUCGUCAAGGCCACACAGGGCAAAGAUGUCAUCAGAACCUUGAAGGCCACUUCCCAGAUUCACCCUGCUUAGAGGUAGCACAAAGGACACAGUGCUGGAAAUGGUUUUGGUUUCUACCUCGCAACCUCACUUCUCAUCUAUGCAGUGGGUCUUGGACUGACUCUAGGUGGGGUGGUAUGGGAGGCAGAACUGGGUUCUGCUUCUGGCCCUGCCACUGACCCCCCUGGAUGUUACUGCUUAUAAGCCUCCUGCAGGCUGCUUAUGAGGAUUGAGUCAUUGUGGUGAACAUGCUUGGUGAAUUCACUGCUUAGAUCUCAGGGUUCCAGGAUUGUUGCUGAUGUGGCCUCCAGACUCAGCUGGGCCUAUGCAGACCACACUUGCUUUCCUGACCUGCAUUCCAUCAGUCAACAACAGUGUGGCAUGCACCUCUCCUGUGCCAGGGCAAAGACUCCUCUCUUUCAAGUCUGGGUUUGGGCUAGGAUAGAUCUAAUCUUAUGAGUACGUGGCCACUUUUGUGGAAUGACUUCAGAGGUAAUAGAAAAGGCCCCCAUAUUGUCCAUAUUGGAUUCCCCCAUUCAAAACAUUCUUUGCUCAAGGUUUUUUCUUUCUUGAACAUGGGGCUUGAAUUCACAACCCUGAGAUCAAGACCUAAGUGGAGAUUGAGAGUCAUACGCUUCACCGACUGAGCCACCCAGGCACCCCUUAACGUUUUUUCUUAAAUGGGGACUGGGUAGCACCUGUCAGCCAUUUUGAAAUCAUCAGGGAAAAUGUGGCAGGAGCCAACUUUGAGACAUGGAGUCUGGACCAGGGUUCUAGGAAGCACCUGUGCAGCCCGUAAGACAUGUAGGCCUUGGAGUCAGAUACACCUCAGGUGUAUGCUCUUUGGCAAAUCACUUUGCCUUUCUGGACCUGUUUCUUACAGCAAAGAUUGCAAGCCUGAUCUUGCAGGCCUUCAGGAAACCAGAUGAGGAGUGAAGCCGACUCUGCCCUGAGGCACGGCCUAGGUGGAAGAGUGGUGGUAGCUGCCCUGUGCUGAGAGCAAGUGGGUGCAAAUCCUAGCACCCAGGUCUCCUCUAAGCCAGUAGGAAAGCCUGCCUCUAGCCUCUUCCUCAUGGCAAUGCUCCGAAGGAAGCGUAGUCUUAGGCCUGAUGAAAGAUCUUUGUGAAAUUCCUAUUACCUUGGUGAUCUUCAGUGCUACCUCAUCUGGCAGGCAAGGCAGGGCCUGUCAUAUGUCCAUUUUAUAAGCUGUGAGGACCAGUUAUUAGUGAGGCUACUGGUAAUGUUGUUCCAUGGUUCCUGCCACCUGCCCCAGCUCCUCACUGUCCCAGGAUCAUGCCCAGAACCAUGAUGGAGUCUGGUGGCCUUGUGUCCAAGUGUCUGGGACACAAGACUGAUAAACGAAUCAGAUGACUGACAUGCCUAAGGCAACAAAUUGGCCCGGUUUCCUCUGGUAUAAAACAGUAGCCUGCUUUAUAGGACUAGUGUGAGAAUUAAGGUGCAUGAAGUGCAUUGACCAUGUCGGUCCUCUGUUUAUGUUGACUCCCUGCAGCCCAGGAGAGCAGGCCCACUGGGCUGCCUACCACCUUCGCCUUGGCUCACCUUGUGGCACCCAACCCCGUUCCUCUUGGGGACUAUGAGACCCCAGCUCAAUUUGUCAGAUGUUACAAAGUACGGUGAGGAAUCCUGGGCCCUCUUUCCUUCUCCAGGACUCUCAUUUCCUGGACCCCUUGCCAAAGCUCUGAAGGGCUGAGCCUCCAGCUCUGACCAAUGGGGAGGAGCAGUAGCAUCAGCUGCUUGAGGCUGUGGGAAGAGGGAGACCACAUUCUCUGAGCCUGGCUCUACAGCUGUUUGACAUUCUGAAGGACUCCAGCUCUGGUCCCUGGUGAAGAGGCACAGUGGGGCAGAAAGGAGUCUGAGUCCUAGUCCCAGACUUCAGUUUCUUUCAAUAGCUAUAAAAUGAGCCUGGGUGGCUUAAUUCUAAGGGCCUGCUUCUGCAUGAGAUGCCUCAGGAUUCUGGGACUUCAGAGUCCCCUACCCCUUGAAACAGAUAUAGAAUCUGCUUUCCUGCCUCUGUGGACAGCUGGUAGGAACAGGGACAGGGAGGCUGACACCCUGUGCAGCCUAAGCCCUGGUUUGGCACUGCCUCCUUGGGAUCUCCAGCCUAGGGAAAGGGUGAGUGUCCAAAUGAAAGUAUCCUCAGACUGAGGCCUCAUAUUUUCCUUGCACCCUGUCCCACCCAGUGCAGUAAGAAUGCCACCUUAAGGGUGUGACUAUGGAGGAUGAGAAGCAGCCAGACUUGUCCUCAUGAGGUCUGGGACUUUGGAGAGGAAGUUUCCCAUUUGUAGAAUGGAAUAAAAGAAGUCCACAGCAUCUAAGAUUCCCAAGUUCCUCUAAAUCUUCCAGUGAACAAGGAGAUGUCGGGCAGACAGUAGUACACUAAUUUUGCAGAUCAGUAGGCCUGGGGCCAGCUGGAGCACCAGGCACUGGGUGAGUGGAAGCUCAAGUGUCCUAGUGAGAGUGAAGCUGUGACUCCCAGCUGCUCCCUCACUUACCACCUAAGCCCCAGGCCUGGUCUGGAAAGACAAAUGAACUAGAUGACCUCCACGGGCCCCAGAAUGGAUGCUGGAAGCGGAAGGUGGGG